Messenger RNA from Dentiscutata erythropus, 162 nucleotides. The record is from the annotation of a GenBank genome assembly. NCBI's taxonomy places the organism in Eukaryota, Fungi, Glomeromycota, Glomeromycetes, Diversisporales, Gigasporaceae.
GUAAAAGUUCCUCAUACUAUUAUUUGUGAAAGUAAAGAAAAAGCAUUAAAAAUUAUAAAAACCGAUCCAGGAUUAAAAAGUGAUAUGCCUAAUUUUGCUGAAUUAUUUGGUUUUCGCAAAUUAAUUAAUUCUAUCGCUCAUGAACUAGUCCAAUUUCAUUAA